This is a messenger RNA of Vespa crabro (European hornet), 1627 nucleotides long. It is a transcript of the gene Tgt, whose product is annotated as queuine tRNA-ribosyltransferase catalytic subunit. Gene Ontology annotation, cellular component: cytosol. The transcript has 7 exons. The record is from RefSeq and is a predicted model, not a curated record. Lineage: Eukaryota; Metazoa; Arthropoda; Insecta; Hymenoptera; Vespidae. Gene Ontology annotation, molecular function: tRNA-guanosine(34) queuine transglycosylase activity. The coding region runs from base 249 to 1481 and encodes 410 amino acids.
UACAUACACACAUACAUAUGUUUAUAAGAUAUAAAACAAUAUCUUCUAGUCUUCAUGUUUCUUUAUUUGUAAAGAAAAAAGAUAUUUUAAUAAAUAAGUUUAUUAUGUACAUUAUUUUAAACUAUGUAUUAAUUUAGAUCUUGUAAAUAACAUUGAUUUUUAUGAAAAUAAUAUAACUACAAGUUCGAAAAUAAUUACAUUACGGUGUACUUUAUAUACAUGCACACGUGGAGUUAUUUUGUAUGUAGAUGCAUCAUUGGUUGAAAAAAGUAAAUUUAAAUAAUUUACAAAUAAUGACAGAAGAAAAAGCAUCGCCUUUGAAGUUCGAAAUUUUAGCAGAAUGUAGAACUAGCAAAGCAAGAACUGGGAAAAUAACUUUAAUACAUCAUUAUGUAGAUACGCCAGUUUUUAUGCCAGUAGGAACACAGGGUACUCUGAAAGGUUUAUUGCCUCAACAACUAGAAGAAUUGAAUUGUCAAAUAAUUCUUGGCAAUACUUAUCACCUUGGGAAUAGACCUGGUACCGAAAUAUUGCGUAAAGCAGGAGGUUUGCAUAAAUUUAUGAAUUGGAAAAGAGCAUUAUUAACUGAUUCUGGUGGGUUUCAAAUGGUAUCAUUAUUACAACUUGCCAAAAUUACAGAAGAAGGAGUGAACUUUAAAUCUCCAUAUAAUGAUACUGAUUGCAUGUUAACUCCUGAACGCUCUAUUCAAAUUCAGAAUACAAUUGGUGCUGAUAUAAUAAUGCAAUUAGAUGAUGUAGUUAAAAGUACACAAACUGGACCAAGAGUGACAGAAGCUAUGGGAAGAACAGUAAGAUGGUUAGAUAGAUGUUUAUCGGCACAUGAAAGAUUUGAUGAACAAAGUAUAUUCCCUAUUGUACAAGGUGGAUUAGAUCCUAAAUUAAGAUCGGAAUGUGCGCAUGAAUUAACGAAAAGAAAAGUAAAUGGUUAUGCAAUUGGAGGAUUAAGUGGUGGUGAAAGUAAAGAUACGUUUUGGAAAAUGGUACAUCUUUCUACUGAUAUUCUUCCAAAAAAUAAACCUCGUUAUUUAAUGGGUGUUGGUUUUGCUACAGAUCUAGUUGUGUGUUGUGCAUUAGGUGUUGACAUGUAUGACUGUGUAUUUCCAACAAGAACAGCUAGAUUCGGUUGUGCUUUAGUACGUACAGGUCAACUUAAUUUAAGACAAAACCAAUAUAGUAAAGAUAUGAGGCCAAUUGAUGAAUCUUGUCCAUGUAGCACUUGUAAGACAUAUACACGUGCAUAUCUUCACCAAAUAGUUACAAUAGAAACAGUUGCAUGUCACUUAUUAACAGUUCAUAAUAUAGCAUUUCAAAUGAAUUUAAUGAAAGAUAUUAGAGAAAGUAUAAAGCAACAAAAAUAUCCUGAAUUUGUACAAAAUUAUAUGUUAAAUGUGUAUCCAGAUAAAAAAUACCCAGAAUGGAUAGUUAAUGCCUUGCAGACAGUUAAUAUUACAUUAUUAUAACAAUUAAUGAAAUUGGUACCCAUAUAAUGCAUAAUUUUACAAUUUUUUAAAUAUUUUUUAUUAUGUACCAUAUUACUAAAUUUUACUUAUGUACUACAAUUCAAAUGUUAUUAAUAUACAACUAAAAUAAAAUACUUUUAAAUAAA